Messenger RNA from Bolinopsis microptera, 1043 nucleotides. Its product is annotated as homeobox protein Hmx-like. Lineage: Eukaryota; Metazoa; Ctenophora; Tentaculata; Lobata; Bolinopsidae. The transcript is spliced from 6 exons. Bases 113 to 769 code for a protein of 218 amino acids. Gene Ontology annotation, molecular function: DNA binding. The record is from RefSeq and is a predicted model, not a curated record.
CUGCUAGACAAUUCAUUAACGUUCAUUCGUCCCAGUGCCAUAAAACACUCAUUCGUCCUCCGACGGAAAAUUUAGUAGUUUGGAAUAUUAUUAUUCGCCGAUUAUUUAAAUAAUGAGACCUUUUGAUAUGGAUAAUAUUUUGAGACCGGGCUCUCUGCAGCUCCCUGCUCCUGUUGCUGCUGAUUUGUUUAAUCCGAAACACCUGUCUUACUUCUCGGCCAAACCUUAUGAACCCAGCUUUGCGAUGCAGACUAGCAAUUUGACUACGGAAGUCAGAAAACAGCCAGAAACGGAGGAACGUCACAUCGGAUGCAAAUGUGGCAGAUCAACGGUUGAAGCAUCUAGUCCGGAGUCAGUUCCUGACACUGAUUCUAAUUACAUGACUGGCUAUGAGACGAAGAGAAAACCAUCCCGAUCAGUCUUCGCUCCUUCACAGAUAGGGUUCAUGGAGGGUAUCUACCAUGGAGAAAGCAAGACCUAUCUCACAGCAGAUAACCGGAGACAGAUCGCUAAGAAAACCGGACUAUCAGAAACUCAGGUUAAGAGAUGGUGGCAGAACAGGAGACAGAAGGACAAGAACAGACUGAGGGACAGUCUCCAGAGCCUAAACCACUUCCUACCCUCCAUGAUGUACACGUGCGAACCCAAUAGGAACUACAACCACACCUACUCAGAUCGGGCACUGAACGACUCACUGGCACACUUGACAGCAAGACGAACUCAGUUUCUGCUGCAGGGACCAAACCAUAAUAUCAUUACCAGAACCUGAAUAACCCAACAACGCCAUGUGGUGUAUCCUUAACACAGCUCAUCUUAUAUCCUGGACUUCAUAGAUUCAGUUAAAGCUCAGAUAAGCAAGCAGGAAGUCAGAUUUUGCUGAAGAUUACUACGGGAGAUGUAAUGAACUUCCAGGAUCACGCGAAGACUUAGAAUUGUUAGAUAAGUCAGGACACUUGAGCGUGAAAUCAGACAAUCAGAAUAAAAACAUCCGUGACAAUUAAAUUGGAAUCAGAAAGUUUUAAGAGAACUUUAAACUUGAGAUC